AUGGGGAACGCACACGCAAGUCUGGACGACAUCCUCGCUGAGGACAUGCACCACUGGUACAACAAGUUUAUGCGGGAGUCUCCAUCAGGCCUCAUCACACUUUUUGAGCUCAAGUCCAUCCUGGGACUGCAGGGCAUGACUGAGGAUGCUAACAGCUAUGUUGACCAGGUGUUCUUCACUUUCGACAUGGAUGGGGAUGGAUACAUAGAUUUUGUGGAAUACAUCGCUGCUAUCAGCUUAAUGCUCAAGGGGGAAAUCAACCAGAAACUCAAGUGGUACUUUAAACUUUUUGACCAGGAUGGCAAUGGAAAAAUUGACAAGGAUGAAUUGGAAACAAUAUUUACUGCCAUACAAGACAUCACAAGAAAUCGAGACCUCGUGCCGGAGGAAGUAGUGGCUCUUAUAUUUGAAAAAAUUGAUGUUAACGGAGAAGGUGAACUGACACUGGAGGAGUUCAUUGACGGAGCCAAAGAUCACCCUGAUAUUAUGGAUAUGUUGAAGCAACUGAUGGACCUCACUCCAGUCCUGGUCAUUAUAGUCGAAGGGCGACAGAAACCAAUAAAGAGUUAGGCUGGAUAAACUCUAUCUUAAAGACAGAGAAACCAGAGAAUUCUCCAUCUGUUUGAGCAGAUGCAGCUUCCCACCACACCUGAGUGACUUCCUCGACAGAAAAUCAAAAGGGGAACUUGGACUUUUGCCCAAGCAAGGAGCUGUCUGACCCCAUUGGAGAUACCUUGCAUCCGAGCUGUCCUCAGCUGAACAUUGAUCUUCUAAUGCUAUAAGGGAGACUAAGGAACUGCUGGCAAUGCUUAAGGAGUGAGCAAUGUGGGGCUUUUUAAGGAAAGGCUCAGUGAAGAACACUGAGCACAUGUCUAGUGACCUUCAUUGGGUGAGCACAUCCUAUAAUCCAUGAACUGUUUAUGGCAUCGCUAUUGCUCUGAGAGUGAACUCAGACAGUGAGACAGUCCAUUGCCGACGUGGCCUGAAUUGCCCUUGAAACUGUGAAAUUAAAUUAUAUAGAGCAGUGGUUCUCAAUUGUUUUACGCUGGACAUCAAAUAGCAACCAACACAGAACAAAAAUAGUUUAUUGAGCAAAAUGUACCCGUUAACUAUAAUUUCUGUAAAAUAUUGUAUAUGACAAGGAACUGAAUAGGCUGAAUAAUUAACACAAAUUAAAUUUACACAAUAUUUGGCAACAAAAUGUUGACAUAAACAUCAUGUUAAAUUAUUAAUUAUGUUAAAAUUAUGUUAAAGGAAUUAGUGCCUGUUUAUUUUGCUGUCCUCGACCCACCAGAACAGACCCAAGACCCAUUUCUUUUUUGAAACCCACCAGUUGAGAACCACUGAUACAUCACCACAAAUAAAACUUUACUGAAGGAAAGUAUCAAAAUUACCUGAUAAACGUUAGCUGAUGCAGUAGGUGCACAAAUAAUAAUUCAUUACAUUCAUUUCUACACAUCUUUUUAGCUGAUAUAAACAUAGCUGUCAAAACAGUAAAACUAAAAGUUUUAAAAAUUAUUAACUGCAUAUUCAGACUUCUAUAUACUACCAUUUAAAUGUUUGGGUUCAGUAAGAUUUUUUUUUUCAUUUAUUUAUUUUUUUUAAUCACAAAAAAAAUUAAACAACACGGCAGUUUUCAAUAUUGCUAAUGAUAGGUAAAAGUAUCAAAUCUGCAUAUUAGAAAUGUUCCAGUAUCAUGUGACACUUAAAACUGAAUUAAUGCAAAAAAAAAUUCAGCUUUGCAUCAGGAAUGAAUUAUACUUUAAAAAGCAUUGAAACAGAAAACGGUUACUAUAAACUGCAGCCUAUAAAUAGCAAAUUAAAAAAAAUCUUACUGACUUCAAAACUCUAUAUUUUUAAUGCGCGUAUUUAAAAGUAUAUUUAAAUGUAUAUAUGUUGCUGCUUAGAGGUCUGCAUGGGUUUGUGUUUUGAGUCCUUUGGAUAAGCCUUGCAUUGAAAAACACAGGCAAAUCACAAAGUGGGUCUAAAAGUGCUUUUACUCUCGAAAAUAUUUGAACAGCAUCACUAAUAUGUCUGUCAAAACAUUAGGCUUGUUCUUUUAGCACUAAAUUCUAAUUGUUUAACCAUAGCAUAGAGUAUGGUUAACGCUUAGUGAGACAUUGUUCGGUUGAAAGCACAUCAGAGAUCGGGGGCCUUGUUUAUAAAAUGAUGUUUAUUUUUAAUUUAAGACCAUUCCUCAGAUAUGCAUAUGUGCGAACAAGUGUAUAAGUGCACAUAAAAAGUGCACGAACCUGAAGUGACACUAAGCACUUUCACACAUCAGUGAUCAAUUAAAUCAGAUCAUUGUGUAGAUUGUGUGUUAUAAAUGAGGUCUCAGAUCUGAGGCAGUAAGAUGGGAUUUCUUCAGCAUGAUGUGGUAUCCCUGACUGUUUUUAUUAUAUUGAGUUGGCACCUUCGCAAGAAGACAAGUGUGAAUUGUUUAUGAUUUCUUUGUUUUCUAAAUAAUGUCUAUAAUGGAAGCCACAAAUGCUCAAUAUGAAGCGUUGAGAUUAUCGUUUUCAAACCCUGCCUAAAAUGACGAAUCUCUGUAUUUGAUGAUUUGAACUCUAGAAAUGAGAUAUAAUCUUUACAUACUUAGGUAAUAUGUCAACUGGUAUGGAAUAUUUAUGUUGCCUUAUUAAUAAAAUGCUUUAAACAAACCAAUGUUUAAAAGCAGGUUCUUUUAGUUUUAUUUGUAUAUUUUUUGCAGUAUUUAUUUAUAUUUUGAAUUAGCUUUUUUAUAUAUAUAUUUUCUUUUAGGUAUAUGCUUUUAUAAUUUUAUUCGCUUUUGUAGUAUUUUUUUGUUUGUUUGUUUUUU
Messenger RNA from Puntigrus tetrazona (Sumatra barb), 2818 nucleotides. RefSeq names its product guanylate cyclase activator 1d (gene guca1d). The record is from RefSeq and is a predicted model, not a curated record. The coding region runs from base 1 to 570 and encodes 189 amino acids. The transcript is spliced from 4 exons. Gene Ontology annotation, molecular function: calcium ion binding; calcium sensitive guanylate cyclase activator activity. Lineage: Eukaryota; Metazoa; Chordata; Actinopteri; Cypriniformes; Cyprinidae.